Molecule: messenger RNA, 849 nt
Organism: Rhodamnia argentea
Lineage: Eukaryota; Viridiplantae; Streptophyta; Magnoliopsida; Myrtales; Myrtaceae
Exons: 2
Coding region: 134-613 (159 amino acids)
Source: RefSeq, a predicted model, not a curated record
CUCUCCUCCUCUUCCCCUUCAUUUCUCGCGCUCUCUCUCUCUCUCCUUCGCCUUCUGCUCCAGGAAGAACGAGAAGAAGAAGAAGAAGAGGAGGAGGAGAAGAGCGAGAAUCUGCUGCAGGUUCGACACGAAAAUGGUGGAAUUCGGAGACGAGCUCGUGCUCGAGAGCUUGAGGAUACCGUGGCUGAUAUGGAUCCAGCUCCUCGUCAUGUUCCUCCUCCUCCUCCUCCUCUACUCCUUCACCUCCUCCUUCCCCUCCUCCGCCGACUCCUCCUCCUCCUCCGCCGCCGCCGCCGCCGCUCCCUCCUCCUCCUCGUCUCCUUCCUCGUCGUCGCCUCCUCUCGAUUCGCGCGGAUCUCACUCCCACAAGCCAUUCCUCGUUCCCAGCGCCCACCAGGUCAGAGAAAGCCAGAGCGUCAAAGGCUUCAUUGCGACGAGCACGAGCAGAAGAGUAGACGGAGAAGAAGAUAUGAUGGAAGGAGAGAACUCGAGUCAUAGCUACAUGGAUCACCACCCUUGCUCCCUGGUUAGGCUGGCGAGGAUAGCUUUCCUCAAGUGCUUAGGAUUGGAUUUCACGUCGGAGAAUUCUUCCUUUAAAAGACACAGAAGAUGACAGUCGCAUCAGCCGCCUUCUUUCGAUGUCUUAACUCAUUACUUUGGGACCGUCUGGACCGGUACUAACCACGUGUACAUGAGGUCACAGAUGUGUAAUCUUCAUGGAAUUAAUUGUGAUGCUAGCUUUUAUCUGUUCGAUCGAGAUUGUAUAUAAGAUAAAUGCGUUGACUAAGGUCCAUGCUUGGAGGAUUUCAUGGAUGAUUCGAAUCCAGGCUUUGCGAAGCACGUUUAUCA